Aspergillus heteromorphus CBS 117.55 is the source of this 1114-nucleotide messenger RNA. Its product is annotated as putative isopropanol dehydrogenase. Bases 121 to 1107 code for a protein of 328 amino acids. The transcript has a single exon. The record is from RefSeq and is a predicted model, not a curated record. Gene Ontology annotation, cellular component: mitochondrion. Gene Ontology annotation, molecular function: oxidoreductase activity. Lineage: Eukaryota; Fungi; Ascomycota; Eurotiomycetes; Eurotiales; Aspergillaceae.
CACAAAGCUCUUGUUCUUCAUUCUCAUGAUAAGCCUCUCGUCCUCGAGACAAAGCCCCGGCCUGUGGCCAACACAGGCGAGGUCGUGGUGCGCAUCUUAGCAACUGAAAUCGUACCCUACAUGUCUGAGAUCUUGGAUGGAACCCGAGAGUAUCCUCUUUUAUUCCCCAUGACUCCUGGUAGUACAGCAAUCGGGAGAGUCUUUGAAGUUGGCCCGGACGCAGUGGAGUUGAAACGGGGUCAGCUCGUCUUCUGCGAUGUCUUGAUUCGUGCUCGAGACAAUCCAGCGGUAUCUAUCAUGCUUGGAAUCCAUGGUGGGGGAUAUCCAGCUGCAGAAAAGCUCAUGCAUGGCCCGUGGCGAAACGGCACUUACGCGGAAUUCACACGAUUGCCCUUGGAGAACGUCUUCCCGCUCAACGAGGACUUGUUGACGCGGAAAAUGGGAUACACUUUGUCCAGCCUGAGCUUCAUGCCAACUUGUCUUGUCGGACUAGGUGGACUGACAGAGGUCGAUGUAAAGCCGGGGGAGAUGGUCGUUAUUGCACCCGCAACGGGUCGAUUUGGCGGGGCGGCGGUGGCAGUAGCCCUCGCUCUGGGGGCUACGGUGGUGGCAGCGGGUCGAAACCAGGGUGUGCUGUCUAGAUUAGAGGCGACGUACGCAUCCACCGGGCGGAUAAGGACCGUUGUCCUGUCGGAAGAUACCUCGCGAAACACGGAGGCUUUCAAAGCAGCAGUUGGUAACCCGCGUGGAGCUGAUGUUUUCGUUGAUUUCUCACCACCUGCCGCCGAAGGCAACACGCUAUUGACCUCUGCCAUUGAGAUACUGCGUCCCUUCGGACGGUGUGUCAUCAUGGGCGGAAGGCCGGGAAAUAUCACCGUGCCGUACUUGCCUGUCAUGCUCAAAAGCAUUCGGAUACAAGGUCGCUUUAUGUAUGAGCGCCGCGAGAUCUUGCAGUUGAUACGAAUGGCAGAGUCCGGUGUGCUUCGACUGGGUAAGGCUAUUGGGAUGAGCGAAACCGAAGAGUUUGGGCUCGAGUCUGCCCAGGAUGCACUUGAAGCUGCAGGGGAAUUGACUGAUUGGGGCAACAGUGUUGUCCUGAAGCCCUGAAUACCCU